This is a messenger RNA of Nanorana parkeri, 975 nucleotides long. Its product is annotated as olfactory receptor 2AT4-like. The record is from RefSeq and is a predicted model, not a curated record. Gene Ontology annotation, molecular function: olfactory receptor activity; G protein-coupled receptor activity. The coding region runs from base 1 to 975 and encodes 324 amino acids. Gene Ontology annotation, cellular component: membrane. Lineage: Eukaryota; Metazoa; Chordata; Amphibia; Anura; Dicroglossidae. The transcript has a single exon. Gene Ontology annotation, biological process: G protein-coupled receptor signaling pathway.
AUGGCAAAUCAGACAGAGGUUAAGGAGAUCAUUCUAGUAGGGUUUCCCGGACUUAAAGUAGAAUUCUACAUUCCGGUCACCCUUGUAUUGCUUCUGAUCUACAUGGCUUCUCUGUCUGCCAAUGGUACAGUCAUCAGUCUGGUCAUCAUGAAGAAACGUUUACACAAACCUAUGUACGUCAUCAUAGCUAACCUGGCAUUCGCCGACCUCCUUUUUGACACCGUAACGCUACCGAAACUCAUUGCCAAGUACUGGUUUGGCUCAACCAUGACUUUUCCGGAAUGCCUUCUUCAAAUGUUCCUCGUCCACUUCCUGAACACCACCGACUCCUACAUCUUCGUGCUCAUGGCUGUUGACCGCUACUUCGCCAUCUGCAAGCCCCUGCGAUACCCCACGAUCAUCACCAGCAGAGUGGUCGCCAUGUCUUGUUGUACCUGCUGGGUGGUAGCAAGCAGUACUGCUCUGACGGCUCUGGUGAUGAACUCGCAGGCGCCUCCUUGCGGUUACAACAAAAUCAACACCAUAAUGUGCACCAACAUAGCGGUCACGGCGCUGGCCUGCAAGGACGUCUCCCUCAUCAAGAAGACGACUUUUGUCUUUGCCAUGUUUAUACAAUUUGUGCCUUUAAGUUUAAUCACGUUGUCAUAUAUCAUCAUCAUCAAUAUCAUCCGUCUGUCGGCCAGCUCCGAGACCUGGCGGAAGGCUUUUUACACCUGUUCCACGCAUCUCUUUGCAGUGACUGUGCAUUACGCCCCGCGAGUCUUAGUGUACACGGCCAACGAGGUCGGACUGGUUUUAAAUGCAGACGUAGGCGUAUUUGUCCUUUGUCUAUACUCUUAUGUACCACAUAUAUCCAACCCCAUUAUAUACUGUCUCAGAAACAAGGACAUAAAAGAGACAUUUAUGAAUUCUGCUGCAAGGUUUAUGAGUCACAGAGUGAAGAGUAAUUUCCUGCCUAACACAGUCACUAAAUAA